Messenger RNA from Sceloporus undulatus (fence lizard), 1698 nucleotides. RefSeq names its product galanin receptor 3 (gene GALR3). Lineage: Eukaryota; Metazoa; Chordata; Lepidosauria; Squamata; Phrynosomatidae. Gene Ontology annotation, biological process: G protein-coupled receptor signaling pathway. Gene Ontology annotation, molecular function: G protein-coupled receptor activity. Gene Ontology annotation, cellular component: membrane. The record is from RefSeq and is a predicted model, not a curated record.
GAAAGAAAAGAUCAAUGGGCUUGGCAUUGCAAGAGCAGGAGAGGGGAGCAGAGAUCUAGAGAAACAUCAAGGGAGGAGAGAAAUGAGGAAAAAAGCAGAUGUAGGCUGGGGUGGGGGUGAGAUGGAGAGAUGCAGUGAAAGAAGUAGCUAGAGGAAAUGAGACAGAGGCGCAGUAGAGGUCUGUGCAUCACAACUUGCAGAGUUCCUCCUACUUUCUUUCCCCUUGGCACUGGAGACAAGUGGGGCAAGGCCAGGGGGCUUCCCCAUGUUGGCCAGUCAUUGCUACUGGAUGGUGAAGAAGACCUGAAGGCACCCAGGCAGUGCCCUGCCCAUCUCUUCCUUACCAAGCCCUUUUUCUCUGAUGGGGAGAUGCCAGAUAGCUGGAACGCAUCUACAGACAGCCUGGAAGCACGAACUGCGGGCAUCAUUGUACCAGUGGUCUUCUCCCUCAUCUUCCUUGUGGGCACCGUGGGGAAUGGCCUGGUGCUUGCUGUGCUGCUACGCAAUGGGCAGGUGAAAUAUAACACCACGAACCUCUUCAUCCUCAAUCUGGCUGUGGCAGAUCUCUGCUUCAUCCUCUUCUGUGUCCCUUUCCAGGCCACCAUCUACACCUUGGAUGGAUGGCUCUUUGGUGCCUUUGCCUGCAAGGCUGUGCACUUCUUCAUCUACCUCACUAUGUAUGCCAGCAGCUUUACCUUGGCAGCUGUUUCUGUGGACAGGUAUUUGGCUAUUCGAUAUCCACUGAAAUCCCGGGAUCUCCGUACCUCUCGCAAUGCAGCUCUCGCCAUUUUCAUGAUUUGGACAUUGUCACUGCUUUUUGCAGGGCCAUAUCUCAGCUACUACCAAAUAGUUCACUAUCAAAAGAUGCCCAUCUGUGUCCCUAUUUGGGAGGAUCAGCGCCGCAAGAUUUUGGACAUCCUCACCUUUGUAUUUGGCUAUGUGCUCCCUGUCUUUGUGGUCAGUCUGGCUUAUGCUAGGACCAUUAAAUUCCUGUGGACUGCUGUGGACCCCAUUGAAAGGAUCUCUGAAUCUCGUAAAGCCAAGCGCAGGGUCACCAAGAUGAUUAUUGCUGUGGCUGUCCUCUUCUGCCUCUGCUGGCUGCCUCACCACCUGGUGAUCUUGUGCUUCUGGUUUGGCUAUUUCCCCUUCAACCGGGCCACCUAUGCCUGCCGCUUGGCUUCUCAUUGCCUGUCCUAUGCCAAUUCCUGCCUCAACCCAAUCGUCUAUGCUCUUAUCUCUAAGCACUUUCGCAAGAGGUUCAAGCAGGUCUUUACUUGCCUUCUUGUCCAAGACAAAGAACGAGGUGGAAACAAGGUCCAUGUGGCCAACGUCACCAAGUUUAGUCACACUGCGGCAGGCUUCUGUGGAGGGAACACUGAAGUAACACGCUGCAGGAGAAACAUCAGAUGCUAUCAAGGUCUGUUGUUAAGAGAAGCUGAAGUGGUUCUUCCUGACAUGGCCCAUCAGUUACAAGACACUGCAUCUGAACAGAAGGGCCUAAUGGAUGAAGAAGGUUCUGGAACACCUGAUAACAACCCACAGGUGGAUACACCACCACACGGAGAACUGUAACCUUCUAAAUUCUAUGACAGAUUAUAUAAAUAAGACAGCCCUGUUGAGCAUCACCAAUAUUCCCUGAGCUGCUCCUACCAAUUAAUCAGAAUAAGGCAAAUGUCUCAGGCAGCAGAUUCAUGGAGG